AUUUAAUUGAAACUCGUCACUUUUGCUUCCAAACAAACAAAAAUAAUAAAUUAAUUAGAGACAGACUGCCACAUCCAUUUAUUUUGCUUGAUAAUAUUUAAAUAAUGCCGCGAGUUGUAGUUUAUAAUACAAACGAUGACAAACAAGUGCGAAAUUUCAAGGACCUAGAUUUUGUUGCCCAAGAACUUAUCAGAGCUGCUAUGGAGGUACGUCGAAAUGCAUACUGUCCGUAUAGCAAAUUUCAGGUAGGCGCCGCCAUUCAAACGUCCGAUGGUUCGAUUUUCACAGGUUGUAAUAUUGAAAAUGGUGCCUAUCCAGCGGGUAUAUGCGCUGAACGAACAGCCGCAUGCAAGGCAGUUAGUGAGGGUAAACGUGACUUCGUCGCAUGUGCUGUUGUGGCGCAACAAGAGAGUGGGUUUACCACGCCCUGUGGAAUUUGUCGCCAAUUUCUAGCUGAAUUUGCAAUGCAACGAGAUUUUCCAAUAUAUUGUGCUAAGCCAGCUUGCCCGCCAUUGCGUGUGCUUGCAACAAGUAUCCGUGAUCUGCUGCCUCGAAGCUUUUCUUUUCUGGCAAAUAAAUAAAUUGAAAUUAUAUUUUUUUUAAAUUUUACGGCCAAUAAUCACCGAAAAUAUUUUUUCGACAAAAUAAUGUG
Ceratitis capitata (Mediterranean fruit fly) is the source of this 652-nucleotide messenger RNA. Its product is annotated as cytidine deaminase. The transcript has 2 exons. Gene Ontology annotation, cellular component: cytosol. Gene Ontology annotation, molecular function: cytidine deaminase activity; zinc ion binding. NCBI's taxonomy places the organism in Eukaryota, Metazoa, Arthropoda, Insecta, Diptera, Tephritidae. The record is from RefSeq and is a predicted model, not a curated record. The coding region runs from base 105 to 581 and encodes 158 amino acids.